UAUUCAAACGCUCCAAAUUGUUGUUGCUCUCCGUGGAGGUCCCUAUGCCUUUACGUGUAUCUUGAUUAAAUUCCAUUAGAUCAACAUCAUUGGAUGCUAAAGGGGGUGGGACACUCGUGUAUGUGUACACGCAUAUAAAACCAGCGCUCCAAUUAGAUUCAACAGUCGCCUUCUGAUCGCCAGUAUCGCUGCAACAACGUAAGGGAGAACAGUCAAAAUGUCAACCAGUCAACAGCAAUUGGACUACAUUGAGCGGUACUUGGUGUACGACAUCUUUAAGUACUUUGGAUCGGGUGCGACCUUGGUGUCGCACAGCGUGGAAUGCUCCACUGGCCUGGACGGGUUCAUGUCCGCCCUGUACAACGUGCAGCUGGAGCUGGAGAUAGCCGAUAGAAAGCAGAAGGAGGUGGUUUUGGUGAAGUUCAUGAAGGGCACGGAACAGUUCCGGAAAUCGAGCAACUCGUACAUUCAGUUCGCCAACGAGGUGUUCGCCUACGCCGAGAUCCUGCCCGCCUACGAGCACCUGUUGCGCAGCAGCCACCUCAGCAGCGAUGUGGUCACCGGUUGGGUGCCGCGCUCCUAUGCCGCCCGAUACGGACAAAUCGAUGGACUGAGCUCCAGCUGCGAGUCAGUGCUAGCUUUGAAGCAUCUCAAGGAAGAUGGCUACGAGCUGGGUCCUCGCCUCGUUCUGCGCCGUGAUCAACUGGAGGCUAUGGUUGGCCUGGUUGGCCCCUUCCAUGCCCUCGGCUAUGCCACGCGCAUCCUGCAGCCGCAAGUGUACGAGCGCCUGCGCUCUGGUGUGGUGCCAAUGUCAUUUGUCAGCAGCACGGGCAAGGGCAUCUUUGAAGUGCUCUAUCGCGUAGCCUUUGACCGCUUCUAUGGGUUCUACGAUCGCCAGAAGGAGCAGCUACUGGUGCCGCAGAAAGAUGAGGGCUUUGCCGCAGCCCUGGGACGACUGCGCGGGAAGUACUUUGCCCAGCCAGCACUGCUCAUGGAGCGUAUACGCACCUCGUCCUUCGAUGAGUCACAGCCGGACAGCCACUUCUGCACAUUCCUGCAUGGCGACUACAACCGGAAUAAUGUGCUCUUCCACUAUGACGACGCUGGCACGGUGGACAACAUCAAGGCCAUCGAUUUCCAGGAGCUGCGCUUCAGCACCACGGCCAUAGAUCUCAGCUUCUUCAUGUACAUGAACACGCCCUCCGACGAGCGUGAGGUUAUUUUCGCCGAUCUUCUGAAGAAGUACCACAAGAAAAUGAUCGAAAUGCUGGAGCUGGUGCUGCAGCGUAACCAGGAUGUGCUCACCGAAGAACGGGUGCAGCAGCUGCUCUCCGACUAUAGCUUUGAGCGCUUCGAGGCUCACUUCAAGCGGUACGCCUUCUAUGGGGCAAUGGUCGUCAUGCAUUUCCUGCCCUGGCUGCUGAGCAAUGAAACCGAUUGUGCGGAGCUCUCCAGGCUCUUUGAGACGGACAUGCAUAGUCCGUCCUUCCAUCAGCUGUCGCUCGACAUUGGCGGCGACGUGGCCAACCAUGAGAUCUUCAAGGUAGUGCGUCACGCUUACGAGCAUGGCUACAUGGAUGAGAUAUAGAUACGCACACACACCACAAAUUUGAAUUAUUAUCUUUUAGUAUUUUUAUAUUUUAAUUUUGAAUACGAGCUCAAAGCUCUUCGUCUGCAAAAAUACAUUCCAAGAGUUCUGUGGA
Messenger RNA from Drosophila guanche, 1703 nucleotides. RefSeq lists its product as uncharacterized. The record is from RefSeq and is a predicted model, not a curated record. The transcript has 4 exons. NCBI's taxonomy places the organism in Eukaryota, Metazoa, Arthropoda, Insecta, Diptera, Drosophilidae. Bases 218 to 1588 code for a protein of 456 amino acids.